GAGUGUCACGUGUCAAUGUGGUGUCAAUUUUGAUUUUUGUCAAAUUAAAGUACCUAUUUCCAAUUUUCAAAAAAUUUAAAUUCAAACCAAAACCGAACUGUUGUUGGUGCUUAAUUUUGUACCAAAUUUCAUUAGAAUUCACAUAGUAUCAAAAUGCCCAAGAAAAAGACAGGUCAACGCAAGAAAGCCGAAAAGCAAAAGCUGCGUCAGAAGGAGAUCCGCAACGCUCGUGAGCACGUCGACAUCGCGCAGCACCCGUGCAACCUGCCCAUGGAGUGCGACAAGUGUCAGAAGAAGCAGAAGAGUCGAGCUUUCUGUUACUUCUGCUCGGCGGUGCAGCGGCUGCCGGCGUGCGCACAGUGCGGCAAGAUCAAGUGCAUGCUGAAGUCUGGGGACUGUGUGGUGCGCCAUCCAGGAGUCUUCACCACAGGACUUGCCAUGGUGGGAGCAAUCUGUGACUUCUGUGAGGCGUGGGUGUGCCACGGACGCAAGUGCCUCACGUCGCACGCCUGCACCUGCCCUCUCGCUGAUGCCGUGUGUCUGGAGUGUGAGAGAGGCGUGUGGGAGCACGGCGGGCGCGUGUUCCGCUGCUGCUUCUGCCAGGGCUUCCUGUGCGAGGACGACCAGUUCGAGCAUCAGGCCUCCUGCCAGGUGCUGGAGUCUGAGACCUACAAGUGCCAGUCGUGCAACCGCCUGGGGCAGUACUCGUGCCUGCGCUGCAAGACGUGCUUCUGCGAGGAGCACGUGCGGCGCAAGGGAGCCAAGAGCACGCGCGGCGCGCCGCCCUGUCCGCGCUGCGGCUACGGGCUGCACGUCACCGCCGACCUCAGCAUGUCCACUCGCUCGCACCGCUACGGGCGGCAGGGCGCGGCGGCGGCGGACGACGAGGACGGCGACUACUCGCACUCUGGCUACAGCGCCGACGGCGGCAUGGAGGGUGGGGACUACUCGUACUCGGACUCCGACGAUGACGACGACGAGGACGAGGACGACGAUGAGUCUGACGACGACGAAUCCGACGACGAAGAGGCGGAGACCGACAAAACUUCGGCCAGCAAGACGAAUACGUAACUGCCACUGCGGUACCACCACAAGUGCUAUAGUUGUUACUUCUGAAUCAUCUGAUGUGUUAUUUAUUGCUUUUAUUCAAUAAAUUUAUUAUAUUAUU
Messenger RNA from Bicyclus anynana (squinting bush brown), 1168 nucleotides. It is a transcript of the gene Noa36, whose product is annotated as zinc finger protein 330 homolog. Lineage: Eukaryota; Metazoa; Arthropoda; Insecta; Lepidoptera; Nymphalidae. The coding region runs from base 154 to 1071 and encodes 305 amino acids. The transcript has 7 exons. Gene Ontology annotation, molecular function: zinc ion binding. The record is from RefSeq and is a predicted model, not a curated record. Gene Ontology annotation, cellular component: nucleus.